AUGAUUCCAAACUCGUGGAGCAAAGACUUGUACUGCUCAAAUUUGUGUCUGGAGGGAUGCGUCGCCAAAGCCUCUCCAUUUCACCCAAGUCCCAAGGUAGAUGCGCCAGACCUGUAUCUCGGAGAGAAAGAAGCAGUCUCGCGUCUGAUCCACUUCCCCGUGCGAAGGCUGAGGAGGAAAUCUAAAGGGGCCAGAGCAGACGCCAUCGUGAAAGACUCUGAGGCAAACGCUCAAGAGAUUCUACCAGAAGGCACGAAUACUAGUACAACCCUACAACCAAGUCCUUACCAGCUGGAGAUGUUCAGACUACAGAACCAGUACCAGCACUGGGAGCAGGUCCAAGUGAAAGAAGCAUCAAACCGGAGAAGUCCAGCCUUGAGCAGCAGCGUGGACACCAUUUUCAAAACCGAACAAGAACCACGUCUGUAUCAUCCAUACUUUUCUCCUUACGCCGGCGUGACGUACCCCACGUUUCAGACCGACGCCAUCUCCCUCGUGGUUCACAAGGAUAGAUCUGUGCCCAUCUCGCCAUACUCUAGCGAUGCAAAUGAUCUGAACCAAGGUACCAAGAUGUCUGCAAAAAGUCAGCAGAAGAGUGAUGUGGAAAACUGGCAACAGCAAAUGGUCGACAAGUCCUGGUAUGUUCUGAAACAAAAGUCAAAACUGGAUGCUGUGAACCACACAAAAAGUUUACCCAUUUCUCGUGUGAGGCAUCUGGGAGCGUCCGGCGGAGUCUACAGCCUCAAUGAAGGGCUGACUACAAACCACCUGAAGAAAGCCAAGCUCAUGUUCUUUUACACACGCUACCCGAGCUCCCAUGUGCUGAAGAUGUGUUUCUCCGAUGUGCAGUUCACGCGCUGCAUCACGUCUCAGCUCAUCAAGUGGUUCAGCAACUUCAGGGAGUUCUUCUACAUCCAGAUGGAGAAGAGUGUGCGGCAGGUCGUCCUCCAGGGAGAGCCCGACGGAGACACGCUGACUGUGGGCAGAGAAUCACAGCUUUUCAGAGUCCUCAACAUGCACUUCAACAAGACCACCCACUUCCAGGUGCCCGACAGGUUCCUGGAGGUUGCAGAGAUUACACUGAGGGAGUUUUACGCAGCCAUUUGUUUGGGGCGAGAUCGAGACCCGUCCUGGAAAAAAGCCAUCUACAGGGUGAUCAGCAAACUGGACAGUGACGUCCCAGCACAGUUCAUGUUGGCCUGA
Messenger RNA from Knipowitschia caucasica, 1203 nucleotides. The record is from the annotation of a GenBank genome assembly. NCBI's taxonomy places the organism in Eukaryota, Metazoa, Chordata, Actinopteri, Gobiiformes, Gobiidae.